AUGCCGACUGUCUCAACUAGUCAAAUUCUCAGUUUCAAUGGUGCUUUGGGCCCUACAUCCGUAUCUACACUCGCCGUGUCCUCGCUGGUGAAUUCCAGAUUGAACCUCGUCGACUGUGGGCUCUGCAAUGACGACAUGAAGAACAUGAUCAUUGCUCACAAUGGCUCCGUCACCAACAUCUCCAGCAUACCAAAUGAUACCAAAACCAUUUACAAAACUAUCUGGGAGAUCUCGCAGAGGAAGUCAUCGACCUUACUGCCGACCGUGGAGCAUUCAUCGCCUACCGUAUGCCAGUUGACGAGUAUGGCUAGAAGUGAGAUCGGCAUGUACUAUUUGGGCACUUGUCCUGCGGCGCAAGCCGUUCAGUUCACUAUUGACCAGAACCUGCUCAAACAUUCCUACUCCUCCCCUCUUCACCGAGUCUCUCUGCCAUCUAAUUUCAAUGACAACGGUGUUACUCCAAGUUCGUCGGGCCCCAGUGGAGCUAACAAGGUUGACCCUGAGUACGCCGCUGCCCUUGGGUUUCAAAGGGAGAGCAAGCUCGAAGAGGCCAAAAUGAUGUGCUCGCUAGAGAACAAGGAGGCCUGCCUCACGUGCUCUGGUCAACGGAGGUGCGAUCGUCAGGAUAUGUAG
Molecule: messenger RNA, 633 nt
Organism: Suillus fuscotomentosus
Lineage: Eukaryota; Fungi; Basidiomycota; Agaricomycetes; Boletales; Suillaceae
Exons: 6
Coding region: 1-633 (210 amino acids)
Biological process (GO): deoxyribonucleotide biosynthetic process
Cellular component (GO): ribonucleoside-diphosphate reductase complex
Molecular function (GO): ribonucleoside-diphosphate reductase activity, thioredoxin disulfide as acceptor; ATP binding
Source: RefSeq, a predicted model, not a curated record